AUGCCGCCGAAUGCUGCUCCAUCGUGGUGGAUCGAUACGUGCUUCCAAUUUCUGGAUGUCUGUAGUGCAGCUCUGAGGGACCAAGGCCUGUCGGUGAAGUCACAAGGGUCCUUUGCUCAAGGCUUGGCCGUGGAAGGCAGCGAUCUUGAUGCCGUUAUAUAUAGGAAGGGCUUCGAGGCACCUAAGGGUAAGGCUGUGGUGAAUGCUCUAACGGGCGCUAGUCGGCGGGUUAUGAGCUAUGUUAAUAACGGCAAGGGUGGCCCCUAUAUGCAUCUCAGGACCAUUGAAAGGGUCCCUUGGGCUAGGAUACCAUUGGUGAAACUACAGUUCACCUGGGGAUGGCCCUCGGGGAGAGGCAAGCCAUGGACUGUUGAAGUGGACCUUUCCUAUGGGGAUGAAACAAGAGGCUCCUACGAUACUCGGAUCGGCACCCUGGUUUCUUCCCAACCUCAACUGCGUACCUUCUUGCAGACCAUCAAGGGCUGGGCGCUAUCUCAGGAGGAAGGCAUCCUGAACUCGCAACGUCAAGCCUUGAGCACGUUUGCUCUCAUUCUCCUAGGGCUUUGCUAUUACAAUAGGAAUCUCCGUCGCGAGCAGCCAGUUGAGGUCGAUGGCUUCUUUCAUUUCAUUACUCGAGAGAUCGGCAAUCUUGAUGCUAGCGUUUGUCACAUUUGGGUGGAAGAAGGUCAAUUAAAGCACGUGGUGGACGAGGAGGACGAUGAGGACCGUAGUAGACUCACCCGAAGCCCUCUCAAAAUCUUGGUACCAGGGGAAGGUCCAGAGAGCAACGCGGCGAGGAGUCUAUCCCGGAAAAUGUGGAUGCAGGUCGUCUACCCCGCUUUUGAACGAGCAAGGCCUCCACGAAGCUCCGGUGACGAGAGAGGUCGAGUACAGAAUGCGGCCGAGUUUGAAUUUUCCAAGGCUACUACUACAAAAAGGACCCUAUUCGAGACCAAGUUGAGAUUGCAUAAUGAUAAUGAGUAUGUUGACUGCGUUUUCCUUUUAUCUUGA
Perkinsus marinus ATCC 50983 is the source of this 1011-nucleotide messenger RNA. RefSeq lists its product as hypothetical. The record is from RefSeq and is a predicted model, not a curated record. Bases 1 to 1011 code for a protein of 336 amino acids. NCBI's taxonomy places the organism in Eukaryota, Perkinsozoa, Perkinsida, Perkinsidae. The transcript is spliced from 6 exons.